UUUAUCUGGCUGGUAACCUGAGCCCUGAAUUUCUGCCGUGGUGUUUUUACGCGGCCCCACAGCCCUCGGGCUCGGCCCCCUCCGGCCACUGCGCUCCCUCCCCGGGUGGAGGGGCUGAGCCGGGGGUCUCCUGUCCCCUGCGAAGGGCUCGGCUGCUGCCCAUCUCCGCAUCGCCCAUCUCUGAAGCUCCCCAAGGAGGCAGGAUCAGCCCCGAAGGCAUCACCAAAUGCCUGGCUGGUGGCCCCUCGCCGUGCCCUGAGCAGCCAUCGGCCACCCGCGCCACAUGCAGCCGAUGCCUCCAGGACAGCGUGCCGAGCCCCAGCCUGCAGCAUGUCCCAGCUCUCCUCCACCCUGAAGCGCUACGUGGACUCCUCGCGCUACGCCGAGAGCACCUACAGCAAAGCGCCCAGCGGCUACAGCUCCUACAGCUCCUAUGGGUCCACCCUGUCCACCGCCUACGCCGACAGCGACAAAAUCGGCUUCAAAGCCAGCUACCUGCCCUCCCCCCGCUACCACCACGCUGGGGGGCUGUCCCCCACCUCUGGCUAUGACAGCGGCCGGCUGUACCCCGACCCCAGCAUCCGCCUGAGCCCCUCGUACCUGCGCACACGGCCGCCCGGUGCGGGGCUCAGCGGGGGCGCCUGCUACACCUUCAGCGGCACCCCCGGCAGCCCCACGGGCUACCUGCCCUCCGCAGCGCCCCUCAGCCGCCACAAAUCCAUCAGCCACUCGGACCUGGCGCGGGAGUUCUCGGGGCUGCACACCUCAGACAGCGCCUACCUGCCCGCAGCCGGCGCGCUCAGCACCCGCGCCCGGCCGGAGCACGGCAACCUGCAGGGUCUCUACCAGGCUGCCAGCCACUCCGACUAUGUCCGUGGCUACCUGGAGAGCUACGGGAGGAAAAGCCACCAUGGCAGCCUCUCCACCGGCCACCUCAGCCCCUCUCAGGCCACCCUGCCGCCGUCGGGCACCCGCUGUGCCAGCCAGCCCUGCGAGAGGAGCGAUGAGCACUGCGAUGUGUCCGCACAGGACCCCACGAGCUCCAAGGCCGUGCAGGGGCUGACCGGCCUGCGGAACCUCGGCAACACGUGCUUCAUGAACUCCAUCCUGCAGUGCCUGAGCAACACCAAGGAGCUGCGGGAUUACUGCCUGCAGAACCAGUACCUGCGGGACCUCAACAACAACAGCCGCAUGCGCACGGCGCUCAUGUCAGAGUUUGCAAAGCUGAUUCAGCUGCUCUGGACCUCGUCCCCCAACGAGAGCGUGAGCCCCUCCGAGUUCAAGACGCAGAUCCAGAGAUACGCCCCACGCUUCGUCGGCUACAACCAGCAGGAUGCACAGGAGUUCCUGCGGUUCCUGCUGGACGGGCUGCACAGCGAGGUGAACCGCGUGCUGGUGCGGCCCCGGGCCAGCACCGACACCCUGGAUCACCUCCCUGACGACGAGAAGAGCCGGCAGAUGUGGAGGAGGUACCAGGAGAGGGAGGACAGCCGCAUCAGCGACCUCUUCGUUGGGCAGCUGAAGAGCUCUCUGACCUGCAGCGAGUGCGGCUACUGCUCCACAGCCUUCGACCCCUUCUGGGACCUGUCCCUGCCCAUCCCCAAGAAAGGCUACGGGGAGGUGACGCUCAUGGAUUGCCUCCGGCUCUUCACCAAAGAGGACGUGCUGGAUGGGGACGAGAAACCGACGUGUUGUCGCUGCAAAGCCAGGACAAGGUGCACAAAAAAAUUCAGCAUCCAGAAGUUCCCCAAGAUCCUGGUGCUUCACCUGAAGCGCUUCUCCGAGUCCAGGAUACGAAGCAGCAAACUCACCACCUUCGUCAACUUCCCGCUGAAGGACCUGGACCUGCGGGAAUUCGCCUCGCAGAGCUGCAACCACGCCGUUUACAACCUCUAUGCCGUCUCCAACCACUCGGGCACCACCAUGGGGGGACACUACACAGCCUACUGCAAGAGCCCCGUGUCCAGCGAGUGGCACACCUUCAACGACUCCCGCGUCACCCCGAUGUCCUCGAGCCACGUGCGCAGCAGCGAUGCCUACCUGCUCUUCUACGAGCUGGCCAGCCCGUCCUCCCGCAUGUAGCCAGCCCUGCCUCCCUGGGGGAGCCCCGGGCCACCCCUCAGAGCCGGCUCCACCAGGGUUCGGGCGUUUGGCACCCCCAGAGCGAGGGGGAGGCGAAGAGGAGACACCCCCGAGGUGGCCGCAGAGGGAGGCUGGGGACAGCCAG
Zonotrichia leucophrys gambelii is the source of this 2227-nucleotide messenger RNA. It is a transcript of the gene USP2, whose product is annotated as ubiquitin specific peptidase 2. Gene Ontology annotation, molecular function: cysteine-type deubiquitinase activity. The record is from RefSeq and is a predicted model, not a curated record. Bases 331 to 2082 code for a protein of 583 amino acids. Gene Ontology annotation, biological process: protein deubiquitination. The transcript has 13 exons. Gene Ontology annotation, cellular component: cytoplasm. NCBI's taxonomy places the organism in Eukaryota, Metazoa, Chordata, Aves, Passeriformes, Passerellidae.